AUGCUGUUUCUUAAAGAGCCUUUGAGCCGUUUGAAGUGGGGCUUUUUGCCCGUGAGAAGAAUCGUCGAUGAGGACGAGAACGGCGUCUCGACCAUCGCUACCGAACAGGAAAUUUUGCUGGAAAAAGAGGCAGAAAAAGUGCUGGAAAAGUCUGUGCACUCGAAAAACGACGACGGCUACUCGGGACAAGUCGAAGUACGCGACGAGGCCAACCGCAAGUGGUACAAGUUCUUUGACGAGUACGAGUACCGCCUCAAUAAGCAUGACCGGGCUAAUCACAAGUGGUACAAGUGGUUUGACGAAAACGACACGCCUGCCGAGCGCAAGUUGAUGUGGAAAAUCGACAUCUUGUUGACCUUCUACGCAUUCAUGGCCUACUGGGUCAAGUACUUGGACCAGACCAACUUGAACAAUGCCUAUGUGGCUGGGCUCCAGGAGUCUCUUUCCAUGAAGGGAAACGACUUGGUCAACACGCAGGUUUUGUUCAACGUGGGCAACAUUGUGUUCCAGAUCCCCUUCAUGUACGUUUUGUACGGCUUGCCGUUGAACUAUGUGUUGCCCUUUUUGGAUCUCUGCUGGUCGGCGUUGACCAUCGGAACGUACCGCGUCAACUCGCUCGGCCAGUUGAAGGCCAUUCGUUUCUUCAUUGGUGCCUUUGAGGCGCCCUCCUACUUGGCCUACCAGUACUUGUUUGGCACGUUUAUUUUCAACCCGGCCAUGAUUGCGCGCCGCUCGAUGUUCUACUACUUUGGCCAGUACCUUGGUGUUUUAACGUCGGGCUUGCUCUCCGGAGCCAUUGUGCGGACGUUCCAGAACAAGGGCGGACUCGAGGCGUGGCGCUGGAUUUUCAUCAUCGACGGUAUCAUCUCGCUUGUCGUUGGAUUUCUCGGUUUCUACAUGCUUCCAGGUACACCUACCGACUGUUACUCGAUCUUUUUGACCGACGACGAAAUCCGGUUGUUGCGCCGCAAAUUGAAGGAGAACAACACUGCAUCACGGCCGCAGUCCGACUUGUUGAAAUCGCUCGUCUCCAAAAACAUGUGGAAGUCCAUUCUUUCGUCGUGGGAGUUUUACGUAUUGACUGUGUGGAACAUGCUUUGCUGGAACAACAGUAACGGAGCUUCUGGUGCCUACAUUUUAUGGCUCAAGUCGCUCAAAAGAUACGGGGCAGGAAAGCUUCAAGACUACAGUGCCUUGACUCCGGGCCUUGGUUUGGCCUGGUUGUUCAUCACAUGCAUGUAUGCCGACUUGUUCCAUCUGCGGUGGCUGGCGAUUUUGCUUUCGCAGGUUUUCAACAUUGCCGGAAACGUCAUUUUGGCCGUGUGGCAUGUCCCCGAGCGGGCCAAGUGGUUUGCUUGGUGUAUGCAAUAUUUUGGCUGGGCCAUGGCGCCAGUCUUGUAUUCCUGGCAAAACGAUAUUUGUCGCCGUGAUGCGCAGAAGCGUGCUGUUAUCUUGGUGGUGAUGAAUAUGUUGGCGCAGUCCUCCACGGCUUGGAUGGCUGUCAUCGUAUGGAAAACAAAAGAGGCGCCUCGUUUCUUGAAAGGUUACAGUUUCACCGCCACCAGUGCCUUCUGCUUGUGCUUGUGGACGUUUCUUGUGUUGUGGCUCUACAAGAGACAAGAGAAACGGCAUGCUCGCCAGAACGGUAUUGUCUUGUACAAUUCAAAGUACGAUCGGGCGCCCGAAGUGGAUUCCUCUAGCGAAACAAGGGAGGUAGAAACAAGUUCGGCAGAAAAGGGUAUUUAG
This is a messenger RNA of Clavispora lusitaniae ATCC 42720, 1746 nucleotides long. RefSeq names its product Major Facilitator Superfamily protein. The record is from RefSeq and is a predicted model, not a curated record. Gene Ontology annotation, cellular component: membrane. Gene Ontology annotation, biological process: transmembrane transport. NCBI's taxonomy places the organism in Eukaryota, Fungi, Ascomycota, Pichiomycetes, Serinales, Metschnikowiaceae. Gene Ontology annotation, molecular function: transmembrane transporter activity.